CUUUCUUUGCCAGGCUUGUCACAUCUGGAAGUAAAAUCGCUGAACAUUUUUCCAACGACAAUGGGUUCCAUUGAAACUUUAGGCAGUGGACCAGCACCCACUGAUGGACUUGCAGGGAAUUCCAGUGAGCGUCUAGUUCCCAAAGCCUUGGGUUGUCUUGAGACAUAUGGGCAGCGACGUGUGUUGGACACUGUCUCCCAGCUUCGAAAAUGCGGGUUGGACAGCGUCUUAUCAUUACCGCAACUAGUUGUUUGCGGUGAUCAGUCGGCGGGUAAAAGUUCGGUACUAGAAGCAUUGACUGAAAUCCCCUUCCCGCGCAAAGACAACUUGUGUACAAGGUACCCAACUGAGAUAAUAUUACGGCAUGGAACAUCAGAUUCACUCCAGAUUAGAGUGAUACCCGACCCCGAGCGGUCCGCUGAAGAGCAAAAGUCUAUCAAAGCGUUUAGGGAGACCAUAACAAGCUUUGAUCAACUACCUCAAGUCAUGGCAAAAGUAACGGAGCUGAUGGGAAUUGAUAGAGCGGAGGAUCAUGAGGGCAGCAAUGACCAUCAUCGGCGAGCGUUUGCACGUGAUGUCCUCAGUGUUGAGAUAGAAGGGCCGAAUCGGCCGCAGCUCACGGUUGUUGACUUACCCGGAAUCGUUCAGUCGCAAACGAAAGACACCACGCAGGCAGACGUCGAUAUGACGGUUGAAAUAACAGAGUCUUACAUAUCUCAACCACGUACUAUCUGCCUAGCCGUCAUCUCAGCAACUAACGAUUAUGCCAAUCAACCAAUUCUCAACAAGGUUCGUCAGUUCGAUCCCAAGGGUGAACGUACACUGGGUAUCAUCACUAAACCAGAUCGGUUGCCGUCUGGUUCAGACACGGAAAGCCAAUUUUUCCGAUUAGCUAAAAACGAAGACAUAUAUUUCGAACUGGGAUGGCACAUCUUGAAAAACCGGAGUUUUGAAGAGGCUGAAUUCUCAAUUCAAGAGCGAAAUAGUUCUGAAUCGACUUAUUUUCGGAAGUCAAUAUUCGGAACGCUUCCUCCCACACAUGUGGGAAUCAGCAGUCUCGUAAGCCGCCUUAGCAGAUUGUUGUUUUCUCACGUGCAGCAAGCGCUUCCCAGGCUUCAAGAGGAAUUGGAUGAAGCUUUGGAGAAUAACAGAAAAGAAAUUUCUGUUAUGGGAGAGCCGAGGACAAGUCCAGAGGAAUGCAAAAUGUUUUUGACCCGAUUGGGAUUGAAUUUCUAUGAGAUAUGCAAAGCUGCAGUCAAUGGUCAUUAUGAAGGGCAAUACUUCAUAUCCGAAGGCAAAGGGUCUCAUGCCCAGCGUUUGGCAUUGAAUCGACGUCUGCGUGCUGCGAUUCAACUCAUGAAUCAGAAAUUUGCGGAGGAAGUCCGUUUGAACGGACAUAAAUACCAUGUUCGUGGAAUAGAAGGAAAUGCCUUGAGCACGAGGCAAGUGGAUACAAAGCCUCCCGAUGAAGAACCUUCAGAAGAUGACCAAGAGGUACUCUCGGAAAAAGUUGUGACUAAUUUGAAUUGUCGACCCUUCACGAAAAUCAAACGCCCCCAAAAAUUGUCACGCCGCAAAGCUAUCACUUGGGUGAACGACGUUGUUAUUCGGGCAAGAGGACAGGAAUUACUCGGGAACUUUAAUCCUCUUGUGAUUGCCGAGCUAUUCUGGGAGCAGUCGUCUAAAUGGCAUCUGUUUGCUAAAGCACAUAUAGACGAGGUAUCAGGGGUUUGCCAACAUUUUCUGGAAAGUGUCCUGAAAUACAAGGCUCCCCUGGAUGUAUUCCAUCGCUUAUGGCCCACUGUCUCGGAAAAAAUCAAGAUGAGACACCGAGACGCUCUGGAAGAGCUUGAUAAAGUCCUGAAGGAUACUCGAAGCUACGUGAUCAAUUACAACCAUUAUUACACCGAUACCAUUAAGAAACGACAGUCUGAAAGGAGAAAGAACCACAUGAGCGAGUGUAUCGAGAAAGCAACACAGUACAAAAACCUUCCAGGAUGUCAUUCAGACCACAAAUUCCCAGACAUUGACAUUGGACAUGCCCUGGGCCUAUUUUCGGACCGCAUAGAUCCCAAUAUGGACAACCAUAGCUCUGAAGAAGUCCUUGACUGUCUCUUUGCAAUCUAUAAGGUAUACCAGAAAUUGUUCAUUGCGAAUGUUACCAUACAGGUUAUCGAACGGCAUGUAGUGCAUGACUUGGAGCUGAUCUUUUGUCCAUUGACUGUUGCAAAGCUUUCCGAUAGUGAGGCAGUCGCUCUAGCAUCAGAACCCUCAGCCAUUGAAAGGCAGAGAGAGUUCUUGAUUGGUAGGAUUGCGAAGCUUGAGCAAGGUCGUGAAAUUUUGGGAGAAGUUAUGUCAAGCAACAUUUAA
Messenger RNA from Aspergillus alliaceus, 2370 nucleotides. RefSeq names its product dynamin family protein. Gene Ontology annotation, molecular function: GTP binding; microtubule binding; GTPase activity. Gene Ontology annotation, cellular component: cytoplasm; microtubule; membrane. Bases 61 to 2370 code for a protein of 769 amino acids. The record is from RefSeq and is a predicted model, not a curated record. The transcript is spliced from 3 exons. Lineage: Eukaryota; Fungi; Ascomycota; Eurotiomycetes; Eurotiales; Aspergillaceae.